CCAAGAGAUGUUGUCAAAGACCUUUUCCAUGUCUAUCAGCAUCAAAAUGGCUUUUUUAUCUGCUCUUGCUUCUAAAUAUUCUAAAAUAUCAAGUAUGUUUCUCAUUUUAUUGUUCAUGUAUCUGCCUGGUAAGAAGCCAGCCUGAUCUCUGUGUAUUAUUUCAUUCAAUACUUUUUUUUAAUCUGUUGGCUAGGAUGUUAGCAAAUAUUUUAUAAUUGUUAUUGAACAAUGAUUUAGGUCUAUAAUUUUUGAAUAGUGUUGGAUCUGCUCCUUGUUUGGGUAUCAGUGUGAUAAAUGCUUCUUCCCAUGAUUUUGGUAUUCUUCCUUCCUUUAAAAUUCCGUUUAGUACUGUUUCAUUGGUUCUGAUAAUAUAUCUUCUAACUUCUUAUGAAAUGCCACCGAUAAUCCAUCCGUACCUGGGGACUUUCCUAUCUUUGCUCUUGAGAUUGCUGCACCUCCAUCAUCGCUGUUGGUACAUUUAGUUGUUCUAUUUUCCAAUCUGCUAUUGGCGGGAGUCUAUUUUGUGCUAUGUGUCUUUCCAUUUCCUCCUCUUGGUCUUCUUCUGCACGGUAAAACUUCUUAUAGUAAUUUAAUUUUUCUUUGCAUAUUUCUUUAGGAUCUUCAAUUAUUUUUCAUUUCUCUAUUACUCUCUCUUCUUAUUUUUUCUUUAAUUGCCAUGCAAGUAGCCUACCUGAUUUUUUGGAACCACUGGAGAGGUAUAGAAAUGGGGCUUCUGUUGGGAAGGGGCUGCCCCAUUUGUGCUUCUCCAGGGGCAGGAGAAUCCCUGCAGGGCCUCUGAGGCUGCCUUUCCUUCUUCCUCUCUCCCAGGACCCUCCAGCUCGUUCUGGCUCCUUGUCUCCUCAGGAAAGAUAAAAGGGACGGAUUCUGCAAACCUAGUGAGAAUGGAAGGGGGAAGAUGGACGGAUGACCUGGUCAGGUUGUCUCCUGCGUCCCUCCUCUCAACCUCUGAGCGUUCCCUCCCAAGGAGCUCUGAGAGAUCUGAUGGAGAUGAACUGGAAGGGAAGAACAAGGGGGACCACAACAGAAUCCACAUAGCGGAGAAGUCAUAUAAACAUUCGGAGUGUGGAGAGAACAUCCGUCAGAGCUCCCAGGACACCUCCCGUCAAAGAAAGAGCUUCGUUCAGAGGGAUAGCCUCACUGCACACAAAAGAGGACAGAGCAGGAAGAAAUUGUAUCAGUGCAGAGAAUGUGGAAAAAGCUUUAAUCAAAGCACACAUUUCACUUCCCAUCAAAGAAUUCAUACCGGGGAGAAACCCUAUCAGUGCUUGGAAUGUGGGAAGAGCUUCAGUCUCAGACACCAUCUCACUUCCCAUCAAAGAACGCAUACAGGAGAAAAACCCUAUCAGUGCUUGGAAUGUGGGAAGAGCUUUAAUCAAAGCACACAUCUCACUUCCCAUCGCAGAAUUCAUACAGGGGAGAAACCCUAUCAGUGCUUGGAAUGUGGGAAGAGCUUUAAUCAAAGCACACAUCUCACUUCCCAUCAAAGAAUUCAUACCGGGGACAAACCCUAUCAUUGUCUGGAAUGCGGAAAGAGCUUCAGUCUCAGGCACCAUCUCACUUCCCAUCGCAGAAUUCAUACAGGGGAGAAACCCUAUCAGUGCUUUGAAUGCGGGAAGAGCUUCAGGGAGGGGGCCAGCCUCACUUUGCAUCAAAGAAUUCAUAGAGGGCAGAAACCGUAUCACUGCUUGGAAUGUGGAAAGAGCUUCAAUCGGAAGGUGAAUCUCACUUACCAUCAAAGAACUCAUACAGGGGAGAAACCCUAUCAGUGCUUGCAAUGUGGAAAGAGCUUCACUGAUAGCUCCAGUCUCACUUCCCAUCACAGAAUUCAUACAGGAGAAAAACCCUAUCAGUGCUUGGAAUGUGGAAAGAGCUUUAAUCAAAGCAGCUCUCUCACUUCCCAUCGCAGAAUUCAUACAGGGGAGAAACCCUAUCAAUGCUUUGAAUGCGGGAAGAGCUUCAGGGAGGGGGCCAGCCUCACUUCCCAUCAAAGAAUUCAUACCGGGGAGAAACCCUAUCAGUGCUUGGUAUGUGGAAAGAGCUUUAAUCAAAGCACCAAUCUCACUUCACAUCAAAGAAUUCAUACAGGUGAGAAACCCUAUCAGUGCAUGGAAUGUGGAAAGAGCUUCACUCAUAGCUCCCAUCUCACUUGCCAUCAAAGAAUUCAUACAGAGGGGAAACCAAAAAAGAGAAAUAAAACAAAAAAUAUUAAACAAUCCUUACAAAAUACAAUUGUAUAGAAAAGAGAAAGGGGGGAUAUAAACUAAAAAUACUGUUUAUGCCAUUUGUAUCAUAUAUAUCAUAUCAUUCGUCAACCCAUAGAAAGGCAGGCUCCCCCACUUCUCCCCUGCGUGACCCCCUCUUCUCCCCGUCUCCCACCCUGAGAGAUCCUUCCUUCCCUGCUUUCCUUGCAGGUCCCUUGCACCUCCAACUCUCCUCUUCCUAUGUGUGUCCUCCUAAAUUCAAAAUAAAGGAAUCUUAAUAUGAAA
Molecule: messenger RNA, 2507 nt
Organism: Podarcis raffonei (Aeolian wall lizard)
Lineage: Eukaryota; Metazoa; Chordata; Lepidosauria; Squamata; Lacertidae
Product: zinc finger protein 501-like
Exons: 2
Coding region: 903-2258 (451 amino acids)
Biological process (GO): regulation of transcription by RNA polymerase II
Cellular component (GO): nucleus
Molecular function (GO): DNA-binding transcription activator activity, RNA polymerase II-specific; RNA polymerase II cis-regulatory region sequence-specific DNA binding
Source: RefSeq, a predicted model, not a curated record